AUGUGUAGAAGACGCUCCCGCUUCGCGACGAAGGAGGCCCAUAGUGUUUUGAACGUGCUGAGACCGCUUGUUGAAAAUGACACCAUCCAUUCUUUCGUCGUCGCCAUAGAUGGGCCUGCGCCAGUGUGUUCAAAGGCUGCCACGCUUGUCGAGGAGGCUGGGGGGGAGCUUUUGGGGAAAGAGAGCUUGGAUGCCGCUCUGGCUUUUUUAACGGAAGGGGAAAAAGAGUCACGUCAUCCGAGUGAGCAAGGUGAAAAUGCCAACGUACUAGCAUGUUCGGCGAGGGAUGGAACGGCUGGUACUAUCGGGGGCGCUGCUCGCAAGGAAGGAAAUACAUCGAGACUCAGAUUCCUUAGUAGGCAGCGCCGGAAAGAUGCGCAGAAGCGACGCCGCCACCAUUUUGAGCUAUGUGCGCACCAUCAGCCUGCUGGUGAUCAACCGAAGGCGAUCAGCUUUCUGACUGAUGGCCUUUUGGAAAAGGGUAAAUCGUUCCAGACAUUGCACGGAGUCACUGGGUCUGGCAAGACGUUCAUGAUGGCAAACAUUAUAGCAAAAGCUGAUCGCCCAGCUCUAAUUCUUGCGCCAAACAAAACACUUGCCGCUCAAUUGUGUAACGAGCUUUCCAAUCUUUUUCCUAAGAAUCGCGUUGAGUUCUUUGUGUCGAGCUUCAAGUUUUAUCAGCCAGAGGCCUAUCUACCCAACAGCGACAAGUAUAUAGCGAAGGCGUCUGCCAUCGAUCCUGAUGUAGAUCGCCUUCGCCAUGCGGCGACCAGGUCGCUCUUUGAAAGAACGGAUACCAUUGUUGUUGCAAGCGUAAGCUCCAUAUAUGGUUUGGGCCUACCAACCGAGUAUUUGGAGUCAUCCAUUCGGAUUCACGUUGGUGACAAGCUGGAAGGUGGCGUCAGCGAACUCACCGAGAGUUUGGAAAAUGUACAAUACGUAGAAGCGAGCGGGAAAGGUAUCACUCCAAGAGGAUCUUUCAACGUAACGUCGGACAUAGUCGAGAUUGCUCCACCCUGGGAAGCAGAAGGAAUUCUUUACAGGAUCCUGUUUGACAACAGUGUCAUCGUACGGAUGGAAUUUCUCAAUACGAACACGAGUGAAAGUAUCGAUCUCGGACACGAAGUAGUUCUUUACCCCGCUAGACACUUUGUGACCCCUAAGGGCCAAAUAGAAGCAGCUAUUUUGCAAAUUGAAGAGGAAACGAAAAAGUGCACAACUGCUUUUCGCGCUGAAGGGAAAGAGCUGGAGGCCUCGCGCUUGGAAGAAAGGGUAGCCACAGACAUGGAAAUGAUGAGAAAGGUUGGCUUUUGCAGCGGGGCAGAGAAUUACUCCUUGUAUCUUUCAAAAAGGACAAACGGCAUCACCACGAGCCCCCCUCGAACCUUGCUUGAUUACAUGCCUCGCGACGGGAAAUGGCUGCUUUUCAUUGAUGAGAGCCAUGUGACUGUUCCCCAAUUGGGUGCUAUGUAUGCAGGAAACGCAGCGAGGAAGAAGAAGCUUGUGCGACACGGGUUUCGACUUCCAUCUGCUAUGGAGAACAGGCCGUUGAAUUCAAAAGAGUUUUGGGAGAAGGCUCAUCAAACGAUAUUCGUUUCGGCAACUCCCGGAAAUCUUGAACUUGAACGUAGUGGAUCAAAUGGGGUAUGUGAAGCUGUUAUUCGCCCAACAGGGAUUGUGGACCCCUCAGUAGAGGUUGUCCCCACCAAAGGCCAAGUUGAACAUCUUGUGUUGGCGCUGGCGAAAGUUGCUGCCGCCGGUGGACGAGCAAUCGUGACAACAUUAACCAAGCGGUUUGCAGAGGACCUUGCAGACUGCAUAAGCCGCAAGCCAGCAAUUCAUGGGGUGCUGGAUAGACCACUGCGCGUGUCCUUCUUGCAUUCUGAAAUUGAUUCAGUUGGACGAAUGCAGGUAUUGGAAGCGAUGCGGGGUGACAUCAAUUUGGGCAGUGAAUCGUCGGCGCCGAAGUUGGAUGUCAUUGUCGGGGUGAAUUUGCUGCGCGAGGGAAUAGACUUACCUGCAGUCCGCCUCGUUGCGAUUCUCGAUGCAGACUCUGAGGGCUUUCUAAGGGGAGAGACCGCUUUGAUUCAAACCAUUGGAAGAGCUGCACGCAACACGGAGGGCCAUGUCGUCAUGUAUGCUGAUACAGUUACGUCUUCAAUGCAUCGGGCAAUAACAGAGACACGAAGGAGGCGCCGUUUGCAAAUGGCUCAUAAUUCCAUUAACGAUAUUAUCCCGAGUGGCGUGGGUGCUGGGACACAUCGCUCCCUUAACGCUGAAGAGAAGACGCUCCUUGACAGAAUACGAAAGCUAAAACUUGAGGCAGGCGAGUCACUAAAAGAGAAAACUUUUGGAAAGAUCUCAGACAAAGCAGUUCAAGAACGAGAUCAUUUCAAGUUUGCUGAAGCACCCGCGGAUCUCACAGACCUGGGUGACGUGCGUCAGAAAAUGUUGAUGGCCGCUAAUGCCGAAGAUUUUGAGACGGCGGCCCUACUACGGGAUCGUUUGGUCAGUCUCGAGCAAAGGUGACGAUACGCAGAGCGCUCUGAGACCAGUGCUUCGAGACAUCACAAGAAAGGCGUAGUCCUCUUCAUCCAGGUUUGGAGGUCCUCAAUACUGUACGAAGUGCUUUAUUGGCAUAAAACAUUUUACAACUCGCUGUGUCCACCCUUGGUCAAGACUUAAUGACAUACAAGUUUUACGCAAAGGGAUUUUGCUUACUGUUCGUUCUGGGUGUUGUUUUCGCGUAGAUACCAAUAGGCAAUUAGCAAAAAGUUUCGUCAUGCGCUC
This is a messenger RNA of Chondrus crispus (carragheen), 2790 nucleotides long. RefSeq lists its product as hypothetical. Bases 1 to 2529 code for a protein of 842 amino acids. The transcript has 2 exons. The record is from RefSeq and is a predicted model, not a curated record. NCBI's taxonomy places the organism in Eukaryota, Rhodophyta, Florideophyceae, Gigartinales, Gigartinaceae. Gene Ontology annotation, cellular component: excinuclease repair complex. Gene Ontology annotation, biological process: nucleotide-excision repair. Gene Ontology annotation, molecular function: ATP binding; protein binding; ATP hydrolysis activity.